Molecule: messenger RNA, 2135 nt
Organism: Cicer arietinum (chickpea)
Lineage: Eukaryota; Viridiplantae; Streptophyta; Magnoliopsida; Fabales; Fabaceae
Product: histone-lysine N-methyltransferase ASHR1
Cellular component (GO): nucleus
Molecular function (GO): protein binding
Source: RefSeq, a predicted model, not a curated record
GAUGGUAGUUGAAAACCCUCCUUGAGAUGCCUAAUAACACCAUCAAUAAACCUUCAGAGUGGCGGAUAACCCGAGGUUUCAAUUCUAACUCGGGUUAUGGUUAGACCCGACCCGAAUGUGUCGGGUGGAUCUUGUACCCGAGCGAACCAUUAUUUGGCGGAUUCUUAGAGGAUUCGUAAACUGAAUGGAAUUUUACGAGAACCAUCUCGAGCGACUCGGUGGCAUAGAUUUAGGGUUUCGGUAUUCUACCAACCGGUUCACAGUUACGGGCUGGGUCAGUUUUUUUUUAUGAUUCGGUCUGGGAUAAAUUGGAGUUUUUUUACGUGGUUCAGGUUAACCGGAUUUUUUGAACUGAGGGAAGACGGAAAUGGAGGAUUUGCAAAGAGCACUGAAGGAUCGUAAUUUAACGGUUUCUAAUGUUCCAGGAAAGGGUCGUUCUCUCUUUACUACUAGGGAUUUUUACCCAGGGGAAGUGAUUAUUAGUGAAGAGGCUUAUGUUUGUGUUCCAAAUAACAAUAACUCAUCCCACAAAAGGUGUGAUGGAUGUUUCACAACAACUAACCUUAGCAAGUGCUCACGUUGUCAUGUUGUUUGGUACUGCGGAACCGCAUGUCAGAAGUCGGAGUGGAAGUUGCAUCGUCUUGAAUGUGAAGUCCUCUCAAGGCUAGACUACGACAAGAGAAAAUCUGUCACACCAUCUAUUCGGCUGAUGCUCAAACUUUAUCUUCGAAGGAAAUUGCAAGAUGAGAAGAUCAUUCCAAGCACAGCUAGGGAUAACUACAAGUUAGUGGAGGCAUUAGUGGCUCACAUGUCUGACAUCACAGAGGAGCAGCUGGUGUUGUAUGCACAAAUGGCUAAUCUUGUACAUUUAAUACUACAAUGGCCUGAAAUCACUAUAAAAGAGAUUGCAGAAAAUUUCUCCAAGUUUGCAUGUAAUGCGCAUACCAUUUGUGAUAGUGAGUUGAGACCUUUGGGAACUGGACUGUAUCCUGUUGUUUCCAUUAUCAAUCAUAGCUGCUUGCCCAAUUCAGUGUUGGUUUUUGAGGGAAGGACAGCAUCAGUACGUGCUUUACAGCAUGUACCCAAAGGGACUGAGGUAAUGAUUAGUUAUAUAGAAACAGCUGGAAGCACUGUGACUCGACAGAAGGCUCUCAAAGAGCAGUACCUAUUCGCAUGUGUUUGUCCCCUCUGCUCUAAAUCGGGUCAGUAUGACGAUGUUCGAGAAAAUGCAAUUCUAGAAGGAUACAGAUGCAAAAAUGAAAAAUGUGAUGGUUUCUUGCUCCGUACAACUGAUGGAAAAGCAUUUCAAUGCCAAGAUUGUGGAUUAGUUAGGGACAAGGAAGAGAUAAAGAAAAUUGCAACUGAAAUAAAAUUGCUAUCAGAAGAAGCUUCUAAGCCUUCUUCCAGGGGCAAUUAUCAAGAAGCUAUCACCAUAUAUACAAUGAUUGAGAAACUGCAAGUGAAACUAUAUCAUACUUUCUCAAUCAAUUUGAUGCAAACACGAGAGAUGAUUUUGAAGUCAUUAAUGAAGCUGGAACAUUGGAGAGAAGCUUUAGCAUAUUGCAAAUUGACCAUACCAAUCUAUCAAAGAGUGUAUCCAGCUGUUCACCCUAUGCUUGGCUUGCAGUAUUAUACUUGUGGAAAACUUGAAUGGUAUCUUGGAGACACGGAGGAAGCUGUUAUAUCAUUGACCAAAGCUGUGGAUAUACUGAGGAUUACUCAUGGAACAAAUACUCCUUUUGUAAAGGAACUCUUGGUAAUGUUGGAGGAAGCCCGUGCAGAAGCGUCUUUCAAAUUGUCUUCCAAAGAGGAGUAGAAUGACAAGUUAAUGACACUAAUAUUGCAGCUGCUGCCGGUACAAGCAUGUCACUCCAACUGAAUCACAAAAUUAUUAAAUGUUAUCAUUAGUCAUGGCAUAUUUUUGUUCACUCAGGAAAUUUGUUCAGUCACUCACAUGAGAAGUUAAAUAUCGUAAAUUAUCAAAUGGAGUAGUUGUUCAAUAUGUUCUUUAAUGUGCCCUUCAUCGGUCUGUCUGAAGGUUAUAUAAUUUAAUAACUUGUUACUUUUUAUUGAUAGCAAUUUGAACUUUUCAGUUACAGGAUAAACAAAAGGGAAAGAUGCUCCCCAUUUGAGAA